Messenger RNA from Danaus chrysippus (African queen), 4362 nucleotides. Lineage: Eukaryota; Metazoa; Arthropoda; Insecta; Lepidoptera; Nymphalidae. The record is from the annotation of a GenBank genome assembly.
AUGGAUUCGGGACCAGCUCAGGAAAUUACUGAGCUUCUUAAACAAUGGGAAGAACAGCACACAUCUUCAAACUACGAUCCCAUUCCGACACUGACAAGGAUAGCGGAAAUCAUAGAAGCAGAGACGGAGAACUUCAUGAAGAAGGAUCCGGACCCCUUCGAUGAGAGGCACCCCUCCAGGACAGACCCGGAGUGUGCCCUCGGACAUGCACUCAAAGUUAUGUUUAAAAAAGAUAAUUUUAUGACUAAGCUAGUAAACGACUAUCUCCGCGACACGUACUACAGCCGUCAGAACAUAAUGGGUCAGGAUGUACACAAGCUGAACGUAGCUGCAUGCAGGUUGACCCUCGACCUUAUGCCCGGCCUCGAGAUGAGCGUCGUGUUUCAGGACAACGAAGCCCUCAUCCAUCGCCUUGUCAACUGGGCAACCAACUCUCCAGAACCUCUGCAGUGUUACGCAACAGGACUCCUGGCUGCUGCGAUGGAAGUACAGGAAAUUGCAACCAAUUUUAGAGAUCUGAAUGCUAUGCUGGUGCCGCUGAUGCUGAAGAGGCUACAUGACCUUAGAAAUAAGUCCCUCGAAGAAAAACCAAGCCAGAAUCUGGUGACCCCUCCGAAUCAAACGCGGCAUUUCGCCAGGUUUGACAGGAAGAGGAACAAUGAUGGGAAGACGAGCAACGGACCAACACCAGAAAAGAAAGAUCGUUACAAAGAUGAUGGCGGAGGAGGUGACUCGUUCAUGGAAGACUCGCCAGCCAAGGACCCAGCUACACCCGUCAAGAAUAACAACUGUGGCAGCGAGUCCCCCCGCUGGCGCCUCAUGAGCCCUCCCGCGCGGCCGCCCGCGCCCCCCACUCUACACGAAACGUCUAGUAAUUCUAGCUGGGUUGAAAUGGAGACAUAUGUUAUAGGAAACAUACAAAUCCAUCCGCCUACUGACGCGACCAAACAGAUGCUUAUAUUAAGAUAUUUGACGCCGAUGGGGGAAUAUCAAGAGUUUCUAUCCCACGUGUUCGAGAAGAACGCGCUCGGUCUAAUCCUCGGUUAUCUGAACGUGAGAGAGUCCAGAGACUCGAGGUUAGCUUUCGAAGCUCUCAAGUACUUGGCGGCUCUGCUGUGUCAUAAGAAAUUCUCGAUAGACUUCAUCAAUAUGGGCGGGCUACAGAAGUUCCUAGAAGUUCCCCGUCCUUCAGUAGCGGCGACCGGCGUGUCAAUCUGUCUAUACUACCUCGCAUACUGUGAAGAUGCUAUGGAGAGGGUGUGUUUGAUGCCAAGACAUAUACUGGCUGAUCUUGUGAAAUAUGCCUUAUGGUUGUUGGAGUGUUCCCACGAUUCGGGCCGGUGUCAUGCCACUAUGUUCUUUGGACUGUCGUUCCAAUUUAGAGUCAUACUAGAAGAAUUUGAUAAUCAGGAUGGUCUUCGUAAGCUAUACAACGUUAUAUCAACGUUACCAAUACUAGGCUCUGAUGAAGAAGAGGCUCGAGUUUCUGAUGACGAAACUUGUGCGGCGCGUCAGAUAGUACGACAUGUAUGUGUGGCGCUUAGGAGAUAUUUCGAAGCCCACCUUCGCAUCAGGGCGGUGCAGGUCGCGUGGCAGCAAGGCGACAACCUACCACUUCCACCACCAUAUAAGGCGUCAAAAUCAUCUCCAGAAGAGCUUCAAGAGCAGUUGGAGGCUGUGCAGGCGGCGGGCGUGUGUAGAUGGCCGCCCUGCGACGAACUACGAGAUUUGGGGGGGAUCGCUCUACUUUUACAAGUAGUGGGAUACGCUUAUGAGUGGAACUUUAACGGACGUGCGGAGACUGUACGGUCGGCGCUAGACGUGGUGUCAAUGUGCUGCGUGUCGCCCAGGGUGCAGCUACUACUGACCGAGAAGAUUGAUAUGAGAGAUGCGGAUCUCACUACCGGCGUACAUAUAGUACUAGAAAAACUCAGAGGCGCGCUACCGGACUUGAAUUCGAGACAAAACGGUGCCGCUGACGGUGAUAUAGUACCGGAGCCGGAAGUACAAAAGGCUGCUUUGAAUGUUCUGGUCAACUGUGUCUGUGCACCCGUACAUAGGGCAGGUCCUUCAACCAACCGCAUGUCAGUAAGCGGCUCCACCAAGAAGAAAACGGCCGCCAAGAGUUACGAGGACGUGAUACAGAAAGUGUGGGAGAGUGUGAGGACUAACAACGGAAUUAUGGUGUUAUUAUCGCUCAUGAUGGUCAAAUCUCCAAUAACUGACGCGGAUCGUUUGCGGGGGCUCGCGUGUAGAGCGCUGGCCGGCCUCGCUCGCUGUCCCACUGUACGACAGAUAAUAUCAAAGCUACCGCUCUUUACUACCUCGCAUCUACAAGUGUUAAUGCGUGACCCGAUAUUACAAGAGAAGCGCCAGGAGCACGUGAUGUUCCAGAAGUACGCUCUGGAAUUACUGGAGAGAGUUUCCGGAAAGAGUAAACAUAUGGGCGCGGACUUUGAAACGUCACUCGCGAAUAUACACAGGGCGAAUGUAGUGGCGCAGACUCGCAUCACAUACAACGAGCGUCAGUUACUACAAUUAGUUGCCUCUCAUUUAUGGGCCCGGGGCCUUCGGGAGUCAGCGGGGGUGCUCCAGAGAGAGGCUCGCCUGCCGGCCCUGGCGGCACCCGCAAUACCUCCCACUCCGCCGCCCCCGCCAGUGUACACACCCUCAACGCCUAUCAGGGCCCGGCUGUCCGUGUCACGAACCAGUAGUUGCGGCAUACAUCGUGAAGUGGAUCACACGCACGCACACACACACACGGACGAUAGCCCCGCCCCCGCGGUCAUUAAACUCAGGAAAGUGCAAGCCGCCCACGCGCCCACGACGCCCACGUCCGAACACAAGCGCUCACUACAGAAGCAGCUGACCAUGGGCGGCGGUGAGCGCGCGCCGUCCCCGCCCCGAGUUACUCUCCACUCAAUCAUCACGGAGUAUCUUUACAAUCAGCACGCACUAUGCAAGAACCCCGUCGUUACUUGCCCGCAGUUUAAUCUACUAGAGCCCCACAAAUGUCCGGAGCCGUCCCCACAAUCCAUAGUGACGUGGUCUCGUCACGAGCAAGCCAACCUCGUCUCCCGGCUGGUGAGGCGCGAACUAGGCGCCAACUCAACGCGCGCGCACGCACGGCUUGCGCAUGCGCACUUCGCGCACGUGCGCACCCUCCGCCUACAAGACGACGACGCUUACUUUACACACACUAUAUUCCAUCCCACACAACAACAGUUGCUAACAGCGACAUCUUCAGGUGACAUUAGGAUAUUCAACUUGUUCACGGGCGUCGAAGAAAACUCGUACCAAGUCCACGAAUCAUAUAUAUAUCAUAUGCAGGCGAGCAGAGACGGGUCACUUCUACUAGCGUCGUCAACAACAUCUUGGAGAACGCUAUCCGCGCUUUGGAAUAUGAAGGAGUUUGAACAAUUAUUCCAAUUAGACAAUGAGGAGUACGUGGAAUUCUCCAAGAUGUCUGAUGAUAGAAUAAUAGGUACUAAAGGAGAGACGGCUAGCAUCUUCGACACACGGACUGGCCUAGAAGUGAUGACGCUCACGCCGGCUAUAUCAAACCAAUACGCUAAGAACAGGGCCACAUUCAACCCCACGGACGAACUGGUGCUGUCUGAUGGCGUAUUAUGGGACGUGAACACGGGCAAAGAGAUCCACAAGUUUGAUAAGUUGAACCAGACACACAGCGGAGUGUUUCAUCCUAACGGACUUGAGGUGAUAUCAAACACGGAAGUGUGGGAUUUGAGAACUUUCCAUUUGUUGAGGACUGUACCUUCCUUGGAUAAAUCAGAGGUUAUGUUCAGUCCGUCAUGCGGUGUGUUGUACGCGGUGUGUUCCGACCAAGACUCUGAAGAAAGGAGUCAGUUCGACACAAGCUUCAAAACCCUGGACCCUUACGACUACUCCAGCAUUGCCACAAUCGACGUGAAACGCAACAUAUACUCGCUCGGAGUUUCUCGCUACGGAACGCAGAUAGCGUUAGUAGAGAACAUGGGGGACUUUGAACAGGUUCAGGAGUCGUGUGUGAAGUUGUACGACGUGGGGAGGAAGAGGGACCACGACGAUGACGCGGAAGAGGAGGAGGAAGAUGAGCUCGCUGGAGGCUCUGAGAACGAUGAUGGAUCAGACUCGGGCUCGGACAAUGAUGAUGACUUAGCGUCGAGUCUCAUACGUAACGCUGUGAUGGGUCUGGCUGAAGGGUCCGGCUCGGGAAGUGGCUCCGGAACAGAUUCUGAUAGAGAGAGGAAUGAAAGAGGGCCCCGAACUAGGAGACGAGCGGCACGGAGGGCAGCCGAAGAGGCGAGCAGUGACACAGAUGGAGAUAUUGACUUUGAAAAUAUUAUUGAAUUUGAAUACUAA